AUUUUUUACUCUACGAAGCGGUAUUCUUACGAUGACGCUUGCCGGUGCAGUGCAGCCGUCUUCGCGUGUUAAUCUAACGGCCCUGAAAGAUGAAACAGGGAAACGUUUAAUAGACUUGCUGGAUGAAUGCACGGGAAGAAAGGCAAUCGUUUGGGACGAGAGUUUGACGGGACCUAUUGGACUAGUGGCAGAGUACUCCGUACUGAAAGAGCAUGACGUCGUGAAAAUGUUCCCUCUGCGUCCGGGAAGGCUGAGCGAGGCACCGAACGUUCGUCAUGUAAUUUUCAUAUGCAAGGCUCGUGUUGAGUUGAUGGAUGUAAUAGCAGAUUGCUUGAUGAGAGAGGACAGUGCCCGCAGCGCUACGAAAGAAUUCCACCUUCUUUUAGUCCCAAGAGCUUCGCUUCUUUGUGAGAAGCGACUGAAGGACAAAGGCGUUUAUGGGACUCUGAGCUCUGUUCAAGAGCUCGGGAUAGACUUCUACGUUUUCGAUACGGAUGUCAUCUCCAUGGAGUGGGCGGAUUCUUUCAAGGAAUGCUAUCUGGAAAAUGAUACGACGAGUCUUUUCCACGCCGCUCGUGGAUUGAUGAGUCUGCAGAGAAUAUUCGGUCCGAUUUCGAAAGUUUACGGCAAAGGUUUAUGUGCGCGUCAGCUAUGGGACCUCGUGAGCAAAAUGAAGAGGGAAGAAGUUGGCUCCGAAUCUGUGAGGGUGAAAACGGAUGCUUGGUACUCCAGAUUGGGUCAACCGCAAAUCGAUGCUGUUGUGCUCGUCGAUCGUUCCGUGGAUCCAAUCAGUCCGAUUGUGACUCAGCUAACGUACGAGGGACUGAUCGACGAACUAUUCGGCAUUAGAAAUAAUAGUGUGAAACUUCCUGGAGAGAAAUUCUCGCGGGAUGAUACAGGGUCCGAUCUUUCAAUGGAGACUAAACAAGUCAUAUUAUCGUCGAAAGAGGAUUUAUACGCUGAAAUCCGUGACAAACAUUUCAAUGCUGUUGGCUCGGUUUUGAGUCGGAAAGCGAAACAAGAUUUCCUCCAAUACACCGCAAACUCCGAGAAAAAUGUCGGUGAACUUAAGCAACUCGUUGCAAAGCUUCCGUAUCUUCAGGCUGCCAAACUUUCGCUUGCAACUCAUACCACGAUUGCGGAGUUGAUCAAGGAAGCCACGGACGAGGACGAUUUCCGAGAGACCAUACAAACGGAACAAGAGUUUCUCAAUUGUGUUGGAACGAAUAAAAUCAAUUCCUUCAUUGAGGAUUGCAUCAGUCGCAAAGAAGCUUUGUCUAAAGUUCUCCGUCUGAUGUGUUUGCAAUGUUCAACCAACGGCGGACUUCCUCAACGAGUCUUGGAACACUACCAGCGUGAAAUCCUAAGAAACUACGGCUUUCAGCAUUCCGUCACGUUGCUGAACCUGGAGAAAGCCGGGCUUUUAACGAGUCAAACCUGUGCCAACUACCCUUAUUUGAGGAAAGCCCUGAAGCUAACAGUGGAUGAUGUGAGUGAACAGAAGCCAAUGGACAUUGCGUAUGUCCACAGUGGAUACGCACCUUUGUCAGUUCGCCUCGUUCAUCACUUGACGAGGAAGGAUUUUAAAUCCGUGGAUGACGCUUUGUGUGCAUUACCUGGGCCUUUGGUCAACGACGUGCAGCAAUUACCCAGUGGAAUGCAGCACCGGAACUAUUCCGAAGGGAAAGUGGAGGAUGGAGAGAAUAUUACCGUGGUCUUGGUAUUCUUUCUUGGAGGCUGUACGUUCGGGGAAAUCUCCGCAUUGCGAUUUCUUUCACAACAAGACAACAGUACCACGGAGUACUUGAUAGCCACGACAAAGAUCAUCAAUGGCAAGACGUUCCUGGAAUCCUUGGAAGAAACCCAACGCCCUGCGUCUGUAAUGCCUCCGAAGUGGAAAGAUUUACAGGUGAACUUGCGGCCUGAAAUUCUGCAAGCGUUGGAAGUCGGUGGCUUCUCAGUUCCUACGAUUGUUCAGGCUCGAACGGUUCCGCUUUUCUUGAAGAAUAAAGAUGUUGCGGUUCAAGCCAUCACUGGCAGCGGGAAAACGUUGGCCUUUGUCGUGCCGAUCUUGGAGAUUCUCUUGAGGAGAGAGGACCCAUGGAAGAAGCAUGAAAUCGGCGCAGUGGUGAUUUCCCCUACGAGAGAACUGGCGUCUCAGACGUGGCAGGUGAUCGAGCAAUUCCUGUCGGGUCCCGUCCGGUUACCCGCCAAGUUCCGGUCCAUGCUUCUUGUCGGAGGAACGGAUCCGUCCGAAGACGUGACGAAAUUCGAAGCAGACGGAGCAAACAUCAUAGUUGCCACGCCCGGUCGAUUGGAAGACCUCUUGAAGAAGAAAUCUGGCGGUUCCGAUCUUGCGUGUCACGUCCGACGCGUUGAAAUUGUCGUUUUGGAUGAAGCGGAUAAGCUGCUGGAAUUUGGGUUCGAACGAACUGUCACGACUAUCCUCAGCUACUUUCCGAAGCAGAGGCGAACUGGUCUAUUUUCUGCGACGCAAUCAGAAGCCCUGAAUCCACUCAUUAAAACAGGAAUGCGGAAUCCUGUGCAGGUCUUGGUUCGUGACGUGGUAGCUUGCCAGGAUGCGCUGAAUACUCCAGGGACUUUGGAAAAUUUCUACAUGACGUGCACUGAAGUUGACAAGUUCGACAACCUCGUGCGCAUGCUGCAAACGACGGAAUGUGUCGAGGGAAAAGUGUUGGUUUUUCUCGCCACGUGCGCUUGUGUGGAUUAUUUUUCGUCUGUGCUUCGAUUGAUUCUGGGAACACAGAGAAAAGUGUUGAGCAUGCACGGGAAAAUGAAAACCAAGCGGAACAAGAUUUUUCAACGCUUCAAGGAUCUGGAUACCGGGAUACUGGUGUGCACUGACGUGAUGGCGAGAGGUAUCGAUGUUCCCGACAUAGACUGGGUCAUUCAGUAUGACCCUCCUUCGUCAGCGACUGCGGUUGUGCAUCGAUGCGGUCGAACUGCGAGGAAUGGACAACCCGGUAAAGCUCUUCUCAUGUUGCUCCGCGAAGAGGAUGCUUACGUGAAGUUCCUGUCAUUGAAUCAAAAAGUUCAUUUAGAGAAAAUGGAAACAUUCGUGACAGACACUGUGGACGCGGAUGGGAAUGUUCUCAUGGAUCGCCUAGAGGCCUUGAGUUCAACCAAGAAGCUCUUGGCUAAAGACCACGGUUUGAUUGACAAAAGUUCACGGGCCUUCGUCUCCUUUGUCCAGUUUUACAUGAAACACGAUGAUCAGCAACGCGAGAAGAUGCGGAAGGAGAAGUUCAAGGUGUUUUCGGAAACCGGGCUGUGGCCGUUGUCCAAGAAGAAGUUGAAGGAACGAGCGCGUUUUGCGGAAAUCAAGAAGUUGAACGAGGAACGAAAGCGGGAAAGAAUUUUGGAGUUCAAGCGGAAGCGGAAACGAAGCAAAUCCGCCCAGCCUCAAAAACUGACCGAAGUGGAGAAAGAAGAGCUGGACGGCGACAUUAAACUCAUGAAGAAGCUCAAACGCGGUCACAUUUCGAAAGAAGUUUUCGACGCUGAAUUUUGCGGAGACGAAGUGGCUACUGCGUGAAUUUUAGGCUGUGAUACGGACUGCUCUUUGAUCGCGAGAAUGAAGACAAUUUUCACGAGA
Notodromas monacha is the source of this 3616-nucleotide messenger RNA. The record is from the annotation of a GenBank genome assembly. NCBI's taxonomy places the organism in Eukaryota, Metazoa, Arthropoda, Ostracoda, Podocopida, Cyprididae.